Molecule: messenger RNA, 3469 nt
Organism: Zootermopsis nevadensis
Lineage: Eukaryota; Metazoa; Arthropoda; Insecta; Blattodea; Termopsidae
Product: alpha-tubulin N-acetyltransferase 1
Biological process (GO): alpha-tubulin acetylation
Cellular component (GO): microtubule
Molecular function (GO): tubulin N-acetyltransferase activity
Source: RefSeq, a predicted model, not a curated record
UUGCAUCAUUAAUUGCCCUAAGCCAUCUGCCUUAUUCGAACAGGUAGUCAACUCUUGCUAUAGGUAGGAAUAAUUUGUGGCCCAUUAAAAUGUCUUGGAGGUGUCAUUGUUGAUUACAGGUGUUGGAAGUAACGAAUUGAAAUUUCAUGUACUAUGACAGCUGAACAAAGUGAAGUUUUGGUGGCAUAUUGCCUUUGAAGGUAGAUUUAGAGUGUUUUCUUGUCAUAUAUGUCACCGUAAUUGGUGUGCAUUGGAUUACAAAAUGGAGUUUCCUUUUAAUAUAAAUAGAGUGCUGUUAAAGAAAUUUGUGAAGAUCCGACAGAACCUUCUACCAGAAGGAUUUUCUGGUGAUCGUCGUAUUUCUGGGGAUUUUUCCCCCAAAAUUUCUGAUAUAUUGGAUGAAAUGGGUAGAGCAUCUGCAAUAGCUCAGGGACUGCAGAAAGCAGUUACGAGUGGUGAACGUUUGAGAAACUCUGAUCACACUGUUUAUCUGCUUAUUGAUACUGAAGGCAAAAGUGGUGAGGGUAGUGUAGUGGGCCUCUUAAAAGUUGGGAAGAAGAAACUUUUUGUAUUUGAUGCAGCUGGAGUUCAUCAUGAGGUACAACCACUUUGUGUUUUGGAUUUCUAUGUACAUGAGUCUAAACAGAGGAUGGGCUGCGGUAGAGCCUUGUACGAAUAUAUGCUUUCGGAAGAGAAAACAUCACCUCAGUAUUUGGCCAUUGAUCGACCAUCAGAGAAGUUCCUUGGCUUUCUGUACAAACAUUAUGGGCUAGAAAAGAUAUUACCACAGUCAAAUAAUUUUGUUGUUUAUGAAGGAUUUUUCAUUGCGAAAUCAGAUCAAGUGAACAAUGGCUGCAGUUUGCUCCAGUCAAGAUCAUUGAACCAUUUCAGUACAGGAACUCUGAGUAAUGCUGCUGGAUUAAGAGCUAACGAGGCUGAAGAGCAUUGUGAUGGUUUGCAACAGUUGUAUGGACGCUAUGCAGCCCACAAACCACCUUCCACUGUAGGAAAGAUCUUGCAAAAUGUUGGUAUCCAGCAACACCAACAGCAACAUGAUGGUGGCACCUCUCAUUUGGCCUUUGACAUGGAACAUGAAUCUGUCUUCGGCCCGGUUGGUGAUUGCAGCACGCAAGAGACCUGUAAGUCACCAAAAUCUUUUGUGAUAGAGCUGAAUGGUGAAGUAAACUCAGCACCCACAUCAUGCCGCCUGCAUCACAGCACAUCACCAGUUAAACAUGAUCUCAAAUUCUCACACUCCCGUUUGUGGUAACAUGUCACCGUGUACGUGGUUUUGUAAAUAUUCCUUGUAGUUUACACCUAAGGUUAAGUGGUUUUUAAAUGUGGUGUAACAUUGGUAUAAAGGUAUAUUUAAAAUAUUAAGGUGCCUUAUUUUAACUUCAUUAAUAUUAUUUCUUGUAAUAUUUAUAUAUUAAUUUAUGAAAGUAAAUAUUAUUGACUGUGUCACAUAUAAUUAUUUUCUGGAUCACGUUCUUAUAAAUUUGCUUUCCAUUAUCUAUUCAAGACUUUCUGUUACUGUCAUGUUCCGUGACUUUUUAUCUUCAUUAUCAAUGUUUUGUGUUCAAUACUACAGUGUCUGAGAAGUUAUCAUAUUCUUAUGUUGUUUGAAUUUCAAUAUUUUUAUGAUACCUAAAUGUAAUUUUUCUGACAGCAGGAUGAUGUGGCAACAGUGCUGAGUGAAGUGUGGCAUUGCUGUCUGUAGUGGUGCUGCUGGUGUAUCGUUAUCCGCUAUGGCCAAACGUCUUUAAUCGAGUAUUAAGAAGUCAGCUGGUCUGUGUGAGUCCACUCAUGAUUAGCACGGAGCUGAAUGCAUCACCAGGUCCUUUGAGAUAUGCUCCAUAGAAUUUUUGGCGUUACAGAUACGAAGGCUUUGAACACAGCAGCCCAUAACUUAUCAUUGUUUACUAUGUACUGUUUUCUAACUGAUGUAUUUAAUGUUUUGGUCAUGGUUCUGCAAGAUCGUUAGCACCACUUGUAUGGCCUCUGCACAGUCCGGACUUAACCACAUCUUACAACAGCCUUUUGGGUAUCAUAAAUGGCAAGGUAACUUUAUGUUGGUACACUGCCAAUGAGUUAUAGAUCACUAUGGUUGAAGCCUUUGUGUCUAACACUGCAGAUGAUACAGAGCAUGUCUUGAAGGAUAUGGCAAUAAUAAUUCAGGUCUGUACUACUGAUAAGAGUGCUUACACGGACCUGCUGGAUUUGUAAACGUGUACAGUCUUGUUAAUGCUCUACUAAAUGGGCUCAGGCCACAACAGGUAAUAUCAGUGACAUACUAGGAACAUCACAAGUAACAGCAUUGCCAAACUUAAUUUUGGACUAAACUCUUGUCAGUGAUUUGUACUUAGGUACCAUAAAAUGUUGCAGGUGUUAAAAUUGAAAUAUCUGAAGGGUAUGCUGACUUUUCGGUCAGUCUGUACAUGUGGAAUGCAUAGUACGCCGUGUAUAUUUGUGUGUUGUAUGUGUAUAAUCACUGCUUGGGAAUUAGAAGUAUUUGUGGAUAGAGUGCUGUGGCUGUUGGUAUGAAAUUAUUGUUAGUGGCAAAUAGAAAGUAGGGCAAUUGGGAGUUCACAGCACAUGCAGUAUGAAAUGUUAAACAUUGGUGUUAUUCACUUUUCAAUUUGUGGUGGCACUGAUUUUUAUUUCACCAGUUGGCCUGCACAUAGAGCACCCAGCACUUUUCUUGCCUGUGCAACCCUUCUGGCCUGAACAGAAUCCCUAAGUGAAACUGAAAGAUCUCUUUUAUUUAGCGUACUUGUGACAUGAGAACAAAGUGUACAAAGUACUUGCAGUUAGUCUGCAGUAAAUGAUAUUCUUAUAUAUGAGUUAUGGGAAUAAGACUUUAAUCCUCUCCUGGCUCUGUUCAUACAUACUUUAAACCCAGAUGCAUUCCAUUACCUCAUAUAAGUGUUUUAAUUUAUUUCCUAUUUAUUGUAUAUUGUUCAUUAUUUUCACAAAUUUCCUAAAAUUGACUUGCGAGGAGGACUUACCCGUAAAAUUUUUUUAUAUCUGAAACAAAUUAUACAGUGCAGUAAAGUUUGUCAUUGUCCGAGGUGUACACCGUAUGGUGUAAGGUAAAGUUAAUUUUGGUCUGCAUCAGUCGUACAGAAAACAAUAAUUUACAAAGAUGUCAAAUAAGUUUCUGAAGAACGGCUCAUAUGAAAGUUACUACAUGACUUAAAAUAAAAUGUCUUUUAUUUGAAACGUUUUUCUCUGAUUAAAAUGUAGCGCAAUAAAAGAAAAGAGAAUUCAUUCCCUAGUAUAAUGUGAUGUGAGUUAUUUAUCAGCUAUGUAACACUAGAUUUGUAUUUGUGAUAAAUGAACAUACCGGUCUCUUUACCCUUUUGGCAUCUUAAAAACACUUUGUGUAUGCUGCUCUAAGAAGGUUGGUAUACACAUCAGUUUUAUGAGAUUAACAUACAUUUAUGUAGGAUUUGAGGUUUUCACAGUG